AUGUCAGCGUCUGCGGUCACACUGUGCUGUGCUGUGCUGCAGGAGGUCAUAGCUUCGUCAAGCAAUGACCGCGCGGCAGGCGGCGAGACCCUGCAUUCAGUAAUGUCACCCUUCCUUCCAACCACAUUGAGAGUACGGUUGCACAGCUUUUUCGAUCGCUCUCGUUCGCCGCGCUUUGCCGCGGCCAUCGAAGAGAGAUCGGAGACGCUGUCAACCUACGGCGUCGACACAACGAGUGAGCACACCGUUUCCGAGUUCGUCAUCCUGUGGUACAACGUGCUUCUUUCCUGCCGAAUCGAACCGUUUGUCGAUGCUGAUGAUGCUGACGGUCGGAGAGGUCGUCGCAACUGA
Messenger RNA from Pseudozyma hubeiensis SY62, 351 nucleotides. RefSeq names its product pantothenate kinase. The transcript is spliced from 2 exons. The record is from RefSeq and is a predicted model, not a curated record. NCBI's taxonomy places the organism in Eukaryota, Fungi, Basidiomycota, Ustilaginomycetes, Ustilaginales, Ustilaginaceae. The coding region runs from base 1 to 351 and encodes 116 amino acids.